UGAAUAUCGAAGGCAAGCAACAAACAAAUCCAAGAGUACAGAUAAAAUUCCUGAAGGUUAUCACGCUAGAUUCGAUCCAUCGUCGAGCGACUCCCUCGGAGUAGAUACGGUACUGGGAGCGUAGCUGGAAGGAUGUCGGCGGCGUGGGACGGGUGGCGGCGUCGCAGGCGCUGUGAUCGCGACGCCCGGGCCAUCGCAGCAGCCCGGCAGCUCUGGCAGCAGGAUGUCGAUGGCUCGCGUGGCGCGCCCUUCGGGGGGUGCCAAAGAGUGUCGUCUCGGUUGCUGGUCUCGGCGCAACGAUUGAUCGCAGCAACGCUUCGCCCCUGAACCCGCGCUUCGAAAACACUUUCGAUCGCAAGGUCGCAUCAACAAGUUCCAUUCCGUUUUUGUUGAUUUCUCUAGGCCGGUCGUUUCUCUCUUCCCUUCGAGUACGAGAUUACGAAUACAUAUAUAUAUAUAUACAUAUAAUUCAAGUUAGAAGGGAAACAAACGGGUUCGAAAGCACGCGCGACGAAAAGCGGACGCGUGGUGAAUCGCGUGUCACGCCGGUUUCCUCGAUUCCCGGCCAUCCAUUUCCCUUUCGAUCGCCGUUCGGUUUGGUGACAGUGGUGUGGGUGGUUUCGUGCGGUUCGAAAUAGUUCUCGCGGCCGGCCAUGGAACCGCGGAGGUUCCGGAUAGCGGAGGCUAGCUGACGGGUCCGGAUUGACGCCGAUCGGAUGUCCGCGCGGGAGGAUAGGAGGAGGCAGUGCAAGCCGGUGGAUGAAAGUGAAAACGAAACGGACCGCGACACGGGGGGAUGAACGAACGUGGAGAACGUCCGAUCGUGUCAGACACAGAGCCCAAAAAUACUGCGUGCAGCAUCGUCUUACCCCACCGUUAUCUUCUCCCAUGGCCCGUAGUAACGCCGUGACGCGCAUGGGGAGCCGUUUGAUGGAGAAAUAUUGGACGCCACGCGCUGUGGCCAUAAAACGUUCCAAGAUACGAGAGGGUCCUGCGAGGCAUGGCGUUCCAAGCCCGAUCCUGAACAGGAAGAAUGUUCAUUGACGUUCAGGCACACGGGAUCCCGGCGGCGAAGUGGCGUCUCACUGGCCCGCGACUCGAUCGCGCACGGAAAUACAAAUGUUCCCUCAAGGCUGCAAACUCGGUGGAUUGUGUGUGCAGGGCCACCCUCUUUAGAAUUCCCCGUCCGUGGAGCAAGAAGCUCGUAAAAGACAAAGGGGGUUGGUGGUAGCGCACCAGGGUGGAGAGAAGGCGCCGAGGCCUAGGGGAGGAACGGAGGAAGGGAGGCAGGAAGAGGCGAGGAAGGAAAGGAAAUAAGAAAGAUGGGAGAGAGCUCGCCGGAUCUCAGCCUCCGGCUCCGGCGGGGCAGCUCCGACUCCAGGGAUUCCUUCUACAUGGAUUUUGCUCAGGGCAUCGACUCGGACAUCGAGGAGGUGGCCCGUCCAGGGGACAACUCGGACCCGAUGAUGGAGAACCAUUUGGGAGAGGAGAACGGGAACGAGCUGCCGCCUAUAGAGGACAUUACCACGAUCCCGGAGGAAGCCUCGGAGGAGUUGCGCGAGGAGGAGGAAGCCGCGGCGAUGGAGGCCGCGUUGCGAACACCCGAGGGCCCAAUAAUUAACACGGAAGCGGAGAAACCACCCCCGCCCCAACUCUCCACGCUCGCCCCCCAAGACUGGCCAGGAUUGCCGGUUGCGCUCCCGUCACCGGCUUCACCGUCUGCGGUAAUCGUUUCACCGGAAACGCUGUCUAGACACAGCAGCAGCUCACCCUCCCGCGCUCACCGGCCACCCCAGUUCGCCUUGGCUCUACCAUGCUCCUCGCAACCGAUCUCGGCCGUCUGCUACCCGGCACCCACCUUCCUCGACGUCUCCGAGGACCGCAAGUGGAAGAAACUCGGAUGCGACGCCCUUGCGUCGACUUUUAGCGCUCUCUACGGGAAGCUGUUGGUCGUAAUGGGAAUCGCUUUUCCCAUGGCCGAAGUAAUAUCCACCUACAUACCGCCGUCGUUCUACGAGGGGUUCUACCUUUACCUCUACUUCGGCAGCAUGAUCUUCCUCGUCUACAUGUACGCCACGUUGCUCCGCGAUGGCAAACCGAAGUCAAAAGAGAAACGAAAGGACGUUUGCGACCUGGACUCGUCGCGUUCGUCGAGCGGCGCCGGCGGCGACAGCGACGCCGCGGACACCACGUGCCCCCACGUGACUACCGUCAGACCGGCCCAACACUACGGCAGUUUUUAUCUGAGGAUGGGCGCUGUCGCGUUCGGGAUCGGCUCCAUGAUCUACUCGGGCCUCGAGUUCGGCCAAUACUUCGAGCUCGAGCAGAACACCAAGUGCCACAACAUCAUGCUCGCCCUCACGCCGGCCACCAGGAUGGCGUUCAUCUUCAUACAGAUGUAUUUUAUAUUUCUCAACAACGAGCAAAUGAAAGUUUAUCGUCAUCGGGUGGUCGCGCGCUUUGGACUGAUGCACAUGAUCGGGACGAAUCUGUCGGUCUGGUUGAGCGUCCUUGUACAGGAAACGAAACACGAGAUUUUGACGUUCUACAAUCCGGAGAACAACUCGUUAAGGAUCUCCCACAGAUUAGGCGCGAAGAGCAAUCUCGCUGUGCACAACCACUACCACCACGGGGAACAACACCUGAGGCUUCCAAGGGGGCUCAAAGGGCCCCAUCACAUGUUCGAGUGUCGAAGAACGAACAUAAUGGGGUCGUUAGUCCAGGACGCCAGCCCGUUCCUCUUUCCUUGCACGAUCGAGUACAGCUUGAUCUGCGCCGCGAUCCUCUACGUCAUGUGGAAGAACAUAUCCAAGGCCGCCUUCUCCCAGCCCAAGACUCCACCCGGAUCCCGCCAUCACGCGCACGCUUACAGGAAAUCGCCCCACCACUACAGCGUGGACUGCGCCCGCGCCCACAAGGGCCUGUUCGUCGGCAUCCUGAUCCUGGUGCUGACGAUCAUCUCCCUGAUCCUGUUCUUCGUGCUGAUAUCGCGGCCGGAACUGGUCAGCUUCGCCGUGACCGAGGUGAACGUGUGCGAGUUGACCCUGUACGGGAUGUCGACGAUGGCGACGCUGAUAGGGAUGUUCCAGAUGAGGAAGCUCCGCUACGACGGGAACAGGAACCUGGAGUUGGACAAUAUUCUGUUGGUCGCUGCCCAGACGGGGAUGUUCAUCUACUCGACGUUCACGAUAAUCGGCGCCCAAUUCACCCUCGCCAAGCACACGGUGCUCGUGCUGGUGACGGCCCUCGCGAGCGUGGUGCAGACAACGUUCCAGACAAUCUUCAUCCUGGACGCGUCCAGGCGGUCCGUGGCAACGGCGAAGCAGAUCCGAAGGAAGCCCGGGCGGGAGAUCGUCACGUUCCUCCUCGUCACGAAUCUGGCCAUGUGGGCGAUCAACACCCUGGAGAAGUCGAGGGCGGAGUCGCAUCCGGUCCAGCUGCACUUCUACGGCCUCUGGGCGUGGACCAUCAUCACCCACGUCUCGAUGCCGUUGGCGAUAUUCUACAGGUUCCACAGCACCGUUUGCUUGUGCGAGGUCUGGAAAAGAGCGUACAAGGUGAAGCCUACAUACAUGUGACGUAAGGGGUCGCGUGAGGUCGUGUGCAAGACGGCGGCUGCUCCUCAACGACCGAAAACCCUGCCGGCCAGGCUGGACGCCAUCGCGGAAAACGAUCCGAUUUACUUUAUGUAAGAGGGAGAGAGAGAGAUGCGAGAUUCUCUUUCGCCUCUCUUCGUCGCUCGAGGUUCUUCAAGCUCUGCGAAACUGCGAAUAUAUAUAUAUAUAUAUAUAUAUCGAAUAUAUCGUUCACCAGGCGUUGUUCUAUAGAUAUUGAUUCGUGCGACGAGCGAUGGACGAGCCUCGAGUUUGAGAAGGAAUGGCGGUUUGUUUAUUAUUAUUCUUUUUUCUCGAGAAGUUGCGUUUAUUUAUAUUAUUUAGAUAAUAAAUGAUUGUACAAGGUUUUAUAGUCGUCCUCGCGUCUAUGGAGAGAAGAAAAGAUCCCAAUGCGCGAUGUAUAUACAUACACACACACACACACACACACACACACACGCGAUACCGCAACGAAGCGUGGAAAAAACUCUUCGAAGAAAUGUUUUAAGAGGAGCGAAUAAGAGGUUAGAGGAAGGUGGCACGAUUAACGACGCACAAUUUUUACCGGGAUUUAGAUAACGUAGACGAGUAGUUCGAAUCGUCGAAGCAACGGUUCUUGUUCCUUCGAUAUCCUCGGGAACAAUGAUAAUUUCUGUUCGAUACGUAAGCGUUAAGACGAUUUUCUAUAUCUGAUCGAAAAUAGCGAGCGAGUGAGUGAGAGAGAGAAAGAGAAAGAGAAAGAGAGAAAGAGAGAGCGAGAGAGAGUGAAAAAGUAUGCGUGUACGUAAAGAAAGAGUGUGAAGAGAAAGACGUGUCUUUUCUUUCUUUCUUUCUUUCCUUCUUUCUUUCGUUGAUCGUAAAAGUUUGUAAGACUGAAAUCUUAAGCAACCUUAAGGACGAUGAAGAUUGAACCUUAAGAAUGACGAUGAUAGAAGAACGAUUCCGUUUCUGAUGCGUAAGAAUCCAGCAGAGAGAGAGAGAGAGAGAGAGAGAGAGAGAAACCCCUGAUCGAUCUGUCCUUCGAUUAGUUUACUCGGAUAUACUCUCACGGACUCAUCCGUCUUCCACGUAGUACAAAGUUGUACAACUUAACGAGUAAAGAAAAAAAUAAUAAUGAUAAUAAUAAUAAUAUUAAUAAUAAUAAUAAUAAUAAUAAUAAUAAUAAUAACGUCUCUCGUUGUCCAAAAGUAAAUAAUUUCAAAAAAGAGAGAAAAGAGAAAUCGAGAGAAACAGAUUAACGUAAAGAUACUUAUUCGUCGCCUCGGAUAAAAUUUUUAUUAUCGUUUUAUUACGUGGACGUUCUCUCGACGUCGUUAAAAAAAUCUCUUAAUGAAUUACUUGGAGAGGGAGGAAAGAGAGCGGAUUGGAAGAAACGGAGAUAAUCCUCGCGAGAAAGUCCAAUAACCGUGUUGCAAACGUGCAACGUCUGCUUCUCGCGAUUUUCAGCGUGGCAACGUCUCGCUCGAUCGAUCGAUCGUUUCGAGGAAAAGGAAGCCUCUACUAAUACUGCGAGUCGAGCGUGCAACCGCCUACUAACGGUUAUCCUAUAUAUCUACCAAAUCCACAUCCGAGUUUACAUAGAAAUUACAAGAAGGUUUUGGCGCUCGCCAGACGUUGCACGUUGGUCACGAAUCUGAAUUCGAAAUAUCGAUCGUAGUCGGCGAUGAGAGAAAGAAGGGAGGGAGGGAGAGAUCGGAUUUUAAAAGAUGGAACCGAGUCGAUGCUUCGUGCGUUGUUUCCAAUCGUUUCUUUUUCUUAAUAAAAAAAGAAAAAAAAGAACCAAAGAUAAAUAAUAGAUUUAGAUUCGUUGGAACAUUUGUAAACGGAAAUGGAGAUAACGCAAUAGCGUCGUUCUGUAGAAAUUCCAAAAAUAUAAUCGAGGAGAUAUGAUAUAAAUACGAAAACAAAACUGAAAACAAAAACAAUGUAGAAAGAUGAACGUUCGACUCGAGCAAGGAACAGAGUACAAUGGCGAUAUCAUAUCAUUAAGCCUUAAUCCGUCGAGUGUGCUGUCCAAACUUCGAAUACGAUUAAAGAGGAAGAACGAGAGAAGAAGAGAGGGGGGAAAAAGGAAUACGAAGGGAGAUGAAAGAGAGAUCGACGCCGAUAAUAUUCUCGAGAGAGUAAUAAGCCGAGCGUGUUCGAUCAAUCGAAUCCGUUCGACAACGGACAGUCGUUUAAGCAUGUGGAAGACAUCGAACGAGGAUCUAAACGAUCCGUGGAGAGCGUGAAAUCGAAUCGAAUCGCGUCUAAUCGAUCGGCAAUACUAUUGUUCUGCGAGUGUACGAGUAUGCGAGUAUGCGUGUACGAUUGUUUUUCUGUUGUGCGUGUUGCGUGCGGCGAAUAUGCGUCCUCUUGGGAACAACUCGGUGAAGAAUGGUCGAGAGAGAAAGAGAGAGAGAAAGAGAGAAAGAGAGAGAGAGAGAGAGGAAAAAGGGAAACGGAAGAGCGUCGAUGGCGUAAAAGGUUCGGUAGCGACAUUUUUUUUUUUAGUUUCUAGUUAAACGCGCGUGUUUCUCGCGAUAGGCGCUUUUUAUUUUUUCCUCGUCGAUAACGAUCGCGUUAUCGCGACCGAUAUUAUCAACGGAAAUCCAAAGUUUUGCAUAGUUGAACCGGUUGAUUCUUUUGUAAAUUCUACUGAUGUGAGGCGGGUUGUACAUAGGCUGGGUUAAGGAGGGAAACCGUAAGAAGGGAAUAAGUGUAAGAAGGGAAAAAAAGGGAAAAAAGAAAAAAAAAAAAAAGAAAAUGGAUCCUCUCGAUGUUUAGAGCUAGUUGUGUCGACAUGUUUCUUCCUAUAUUAUAUAUAAUAUAUACACAUAUAUAUACAAAUAUAAAUAUAUUUAUUAUUGCGUUGUUCUAUUAUAAUAUUUAUUGUAUUAUCAGAUAUAGGAUUUACGCGCGACACGUUACGUUUAUUGAUCGGGGCUCGUGUCGAGAUUCAUCAUUCCACCGCGUUUUUCUCCCUUUUCAAACGCUGUACUUUCUCUUUUCUUACUUCUUCUUCUUCUUCCUCUUCAAGUUGCCAUUUAAUCGAACGAAUUAAAAAAAUAUAGCUUUCGAUCCGUUUUUCGAUUUCCCUGCUCGCAAUUUCCCUCGUUUUGACACCGCGAUUAAACGGCGAUCUCGGCACGAGUUUUAACCGAAAUCGAGGCGAAACACGAAACGGAAAAAAAGAAAAAAGAAAAAAAAGAGAAAAGAAGAAAAAAAGGGAAAAAAAAAGAAGAAAAAAAGAAAGAAAACGGAGAUAAGUCACGAUGUGCGCAAUUCGAGCAAGGGUGAACGGGGUAAACGACGAAUAUACCCUUCUAUGUCACGUCUCUAAACUGUACUUUUUCUAUGUCCGCAUACUCUAGUUCCUACGCAAUGUUUGUACUCUUAUACCCUUUGUACUAUUUGUACCUUACGAAUUGCAAUACACUCGUCCGCAAUAAUAA
Molecule: messenger RNA, 7027 nt
Organism: Apis mellifera (honey bee)
Lineage: Eukaryota; Metazoa; Arthropoda; Insecta; Hymenoptera; Apidae
Product: proton channel OtopLc
Exons: 10
Coding region: 1323-3578 (751 amino acids)
Biological process (GO): proton transmembrane transport
Cellular component (GO): membrane
Molecular function (GO): proton channel activity
Source: RefSeq, a predicted model, not a curated record